UGUGUUUUAAACUUUCCGCAAAUUGUCGAGACAGGAAUUAAAUCAGAAUUUGGAUUCGGACGUGCCUUGAUGCCUUCCUGCCUCGGAACGUGGCCUGCGAGGGCAGCAUUUAUAGAUUUCGGACGCAGCCUUUGUGGUUUUUUAAACUUCCGCAAAUUGUCGUUUAUGUAGUGAUUCCAGUCAAAGCUGCGCGCCACUUGCGCAGACCGAUUGAAAGCGAAAGCGUUCCUGCUCGCUCUCAGACUGCGCAGAGCCACGCCGCUCGCACUCCAGACGAUCCUGCACAGACAUCAGGAAAGAGAAACAAUACGCGCGCAGAGGAGUUGUUUUUCACUGCAGACGUGUCGAUAUCUCACACACACACACCUCACGAUCUGAGCUGAACUUCAGCCUCAGGCUCCUCGAAGCAGGUGAAGAGUCGCGAGAGAGAGAGACGAUGAUGAACACUCUGGGUUGAACGCUCUCCAGGACUCCCGCUGGAGUCUCGGUGCACUGGUUGCAGCAUGAGCGGCGGCGGGAAAGCCUCGCUCUGGCCCUCGCUGGGCAGCUUCCGGCCGCGCUCCGAGCGAGUGCUGCUGGCCCGCAGCGAGAGUGCCCCCGGAGAGCCGGUGCUGAAGAUCACCAUCACAGAGACCACGCUGAUCGAGGCCCAGGCCGGCGUCUGGAGCGCCAGGGCCCUCUCCUACCUGACGCUCUGGUACUUCUUCAGCUUCUGCACGCUCUUCCUCAACAAGUACAUCCUGUCUCUGCUGGAGGGAGAGCCCAGCAUGCUCGGUGCUGUCCAGAUGCUCUCCACCACCGUCAUCGGCUGUCUCAAGAUGUUUGUUCCUUGCCCCCUGUACAGUCACAAGUCCCGCGCCGAAAACCCGCCCAACUUCCUCAUGAUCAUGCUGUUUGUGGGACUGAUGAGGUUCACGACGGUGGUGCUGGGGCUGGUUAGUCUGAAGAACGUGGCCGUGUCGUUCGCUGAGACGGUCAAGAGCUCGGCGCCCAUCUUCACCGUCAUCAUGUCCCGCCUCAUACUGGGAGAAUACACAGGCUUCUGGGUGAAUCUGUCUCUGGUUCCGGUGAUGGCGGGUCUGGCUCUCUGCACCGCCACCGAGGUCAGCUUCAACAUGCUGGGCUUCUCCGCCGCUCUCUCCACCAACAUCAUGGACUGCUUGCAGAAUGUGUUUUCCAAGAAGCUGCUGAGUGGAGACAAGUACAAGCUGAGUCCUCCAGAGCUUCAGUUCUACACCAGCGCGGCGGCGGUCAUCAUGCUCGUCCCUGCCUGGGUCUUCCUGAUGGACCUGCCGCUGAUGGGGAAGAGCGAGCGCUCCUUCAGACUGUCUCAGGACAUCGUGCUGCUGCUGCUGUUCGACGGCGUGCUCUUCCACCUGCAGAGCGUCACCGCCUACGCUCUCAUGGGCCGCAUCUCCCCCGUCACCUUCAGUGUGGCGAGCACGGUGAAGCACGCUCUGUCCAUCUGGCUGAGCAUCAUCGUGUUCAGUAACCCCAUCACGCUGGUGUCCGCCGUCGGGACCCUCAUGGUGUUCCUGGGAGUCCUGCUCUACAACAAAGCCAAGCAGAUGCAGAGAGACUCUCUGAUGCAGCACGCUCUGGACCAGUCUGCCGAGUCCCAGCACAAACCCAUCGUCCAGGACGCAGACGCCGCCUCCGCCAAAUAACAGUCCUGCACUGAUGCAGUCAUCAAACCCUUCACAAUACAAGCCUUCUGCUGAGAGCUCGGUGGAUCGACAGCGGAUCAUGCCUUAUCUGACUGCCUAGAAUUCUGCCUCGUGAAAACUGAAAGAGACUCUUUAAGCAAACAGUCACUGCAGUUGUCUGUGGGACACAUGUAGACAACAAAAAUCUCCUUUGAGAGAGUGAGUGACUCUCACCAGCAAACAUCCAGCUCAUGUUUUACCCCACAAUAUUAAUAAAAAAAUAAGAAAUUAUAGUUUGCAUUAGGACAUUGUUUUAAUGAUUCUUUGAGAAUAAUGUCAGUGUUAGAAACAUCCUAAAUUAGGCUUUGUGCAACAUAAAAGUUAUGGCAUUUGAUAGGGAUAUUUUGCAAGGGCGCCAUUUCUGGUGAAGCUCAUUUCUUAACUGAACUCUCACAUUCCACUGCUUUUGACAAAAGGAGAACAAUCUAGUUUUUGUGUAUUUUCUGACUUUGUUCAUUCCACAUGCUGUGACCGCAGCAAAUCACAAUCUUCGUCCAGCCUGUGUUUUCUCUCAUAUGAUGAUGAUUUACUGUAAUCACGUGCAUCGCUGCAGAAACUGACAGCUUUGUUUGCCUUUCUUCACUGUGUUACUCAUCGUCUCACUCAUUUUGGAUCUGGUAUUUCUGAUUAUGUCCAGAUUAUCAAAUGACUUGAAGUUUCCCUGUGUUUUUAUUUUCUCUUUACUCUGUAUCUUCAAAGGUUUUUUCUUUCUUUCAUUUGUUCUCUUUAUAGUUUGUUUGUUUUCUCUCUGUGAAUGGUGUUUAAAUGAUAAAUGACAGAAACUGACUCAUCAAAUUUGUCAAAUGAAAUUAUGAAUCUUCUGACAACAUUUUUGCAAGGUUAAGGUUUUUUUUUUUUUUUAACUGUGGUGGGUCGUGUAUGUGAUACAUAAAAUUAUGUAUGUUUGUACAAUAACCACUAAUGGGAAUUGUCUGUAUAAUUUGGUCUUUAUUUGUGCAUUGGUAACAUUUUGAUUUAUAUGAAUUUUGCAUUUCUUUAUUAAAUGUAUACAGUGCAA
Messenger RNA from Cyprinus carpio (common carp), 2724 nucleotides. RefSeq names its product solute carrier family 35 member E2A-like. Gene Ontology annotation, cellular component: Golgi apparatus. The record is from RefSeq and is a predicted model, not a curated record. Gene Ontology annotation, molecular function: antiporter activity. NCBI's taxonomy places the organism in Eukaryota, Metazoa, Chordata, Actinopteri, Cypriniformes, Cyprinidae.